This is a messenger RNA of Sphaeroforma arctica JP610, 1204 nucleotides long. RefSeq lists its product as hypothetical. Gene Ontology annotation, biological process: transmembrane transport. The coding region runs from base 278 to 1159 and encodes 293 amino acids. The record is from RefSeq and is a predicted model, not a curated record. NCBI's taxonomy places the organism in Eukaryota, Ichthyosporea, Ichthyophonida. The transcript has 7 exons.
CUGAUUGCUGGCUGAUGGCCUGGAGGCUGGAGUCCUGGGAUGUCUGGCUUGCUCAUUGCUGUGAUGGUGCGCAGGUUCGCAUCGAAAAAAAUGUAUUUACAUUAACCUCUACAACUAUUUUCAAUACUAUUUAGUAAAUAAUAAACAUUUAGAUGAAUGAAGUUCAUAUCCAUACGGCCGAGCAGCUAGGAGACGGAUUGCGUUUCUCCAUCUAUUGUGAAUAUAGCGAAUAUUACAGAGAGGCAGAAGUGGAGCAUAAUAUAGAUUGUACAUCACUAUGGUCGUUGGUGGAUCAAAUGCAGAGUCAGACUGGAGGCGGUACGCCUGUGGGGGGUUAGCUUCAUGCACGGCCGAGACCCUCACAUUCCCCAUAGAUCUGACAAAGACCAGAUUACAGCUACAGAGUGGUAGUGGGAGUGGUGUCCAAUACAGGGGCAUGUUGCACGCGUUAUAUAAGAUCAGUACGGAGGAGGGCUUCCGCUCGUUAUAUAAUGGGUGCUCGCCAGCGUUGCUCCGGCAACUUACCUACGGCACACUUAAGAUGGGCUUCUACAAAGACCUGCGAAGCAAACUCGGCGCGACGAACGGACCCUCUCUGGGAGUGGAUGUAACGUCGGGUAUUAUCGCAGGAGGCGUGGCUGCGGCAAUUGCGAACCCGACGGAUGUUGCCAAGGUGCGGAUGCAAGCUCAAUCAAACGGAAAGUACAAAAAUGCCAUACACGCCAUCACCACGAUAGCCCGGGAAGAAGGUCUUUCUGGUCUUUACAGGGGUGUGUCGCCCACAGUUCAGCGUGCGUGUGUGGUGGCUGGGGUGGAGCUCCCGGCAUACGAUGUGUCGAAGCGAUACUUUCUGCACCACAAAUACUUCGAGGACUCCUACGGACUGCACUUCAUGUGUAGUAAUAUUGCGGGAUUGGUGGGUGCCAUCGCCUCAAACCCGAUAGAUGUUGUUAAGACACGUCUCAUGAGCCAAAGCGCAUCGGCGACUGGAGUGUACACUGGAGUGAUGGACUGCUUCCGCAAAACUGUCGCGGCUGAGGGCUGGAUGGCGUUGUACAAAGGCUUUAUACCAAACUACGCACGGCUGGCGCCAUGGAAUAUAGCGUUCUUCAUGUCGUAUGAGCAGUACGCGCGGUUUGUCGGCUUGUAUGAAUACUAGUAUUAACUUUUAUUUCUAAAUAAACUUGCUGAUUAGAUGCACCGG